AUGGCCGACCCGUACUCGUACAACGAAGCCGCGAUCCGCGCGUACUCGAUCAGCAUCGCCGAGCACACGCUCAAGCAGUACCGCGCGCUGCUCAAGCACCACGACGCGCUCCUGAAGCAGCAGGAGGUCGCGCUGCAGCGCCAGAAGACGCGCUCCGCGUCCGGCCGCGGCACGCCGACCGUGCACGCGCGCGCGCAGCUCGAGAAGAGCGUGCACGACGUCGAGCAGCUCGAGGCGCGCCUGAAGAUGCUCAGAGUAGACGACCGCGAAGCCUCGCCGCCACCUGUCGCGCGCAAAGCGCCCGCUCCGAAGAAGAGUGAACCUGGACGCGGACAAACACGAAGAGUGGCACGAGGAGACGACCGCGGUCUCGCAGACGCCCCCAAGCGCGAAGCCGUCGACAUCGUCGAAGCCUUGAUGGCCCACCUCGGCGCGGCCUUGAUGGCCGACGAGCCUGCCCGUGCGUGUCCAGCAAGAUCAUGCGUGUCGCGGUGA
Schizophyllum commune H4-8 is the source of this 495-nucleotide messenger RNA. RefSeq lists its product as uncharacterized. Lineage: Eukaryota; Fungi; Basidiomycota; Agaricomycetes; Agaricales; Schizophyllaceae. The transcript is spliced from 2 exons. The record is from RefSeq and is a predicted model, not a curated record. The coding region runs from base 1 to 495 and encodes 164 amino acids.